AUGGGCUCCGAGUGGAUGGCCGGGCUGCCCGAGCCGCUGACGCGAAUACCCAUUUUUCAGUUGGCCAUUCCAGGUUCCCAUGAUUCCGGUGCUUCCUCGGCCCUCUCCAGCAAGUACCCAAUCGCCAACGACGAGGCGAGCAAUCGAUUUUUGAACUGUUUCGGCCGAUUGACAGUAUCCCGCCGCGUCGUCCGCCGCUGGGCCAUCACCCAGCACGCCUCCGCGAAAGAACAGUGCCAGAUGGGCGUACGGUAUUUUGAUUUGAGGGUCUCCAACCCGCCAAAACGCGGCCCAGACGGCUACCACUUGGUCCAUGCCCUCUACGGCCCCGAUUUUUUCGAAUUUUUGAGGGAAAUUCGAGAUUUCCUUGACGAGCACCGGAAAGAGGUGGUGAUCCUCGACAUGAACCACCUCUUCCAAAUCCAGCCGCGCGACCACGACGAGCUGGAGGAGCAGAUUGUUCGACUCUUUGGCGAGGACCGGUUUUGCAGGGAACUCCCGCACGAUCAGGUGACCCUGGCGAACUUGUGGGCCGCCGGGAAGCAGAUCAUUUGCAUCACGGCGCUUAAGGACUACCCUCAGGAUGGCCGAUUCUGGCGCGGGAAGCCGACGAUCUGCGCCCCGUACCCGGAGACGAACAACCUCGGCGAGUUGGUCGAGUUUUUGGAGGUGAUGCAGACCAAGUGCCGCCCCACCACGCUUUUUCAAUUCUACGUCACCCAGGGAAUUUUGACGGCGACGGGGAGGGAUAUUGUCCGAAACCCCUUCUCCUCGCUCGAGAAACAUCUGGCCACCAGGGCCACCGCGGCAAUUCGGAAUUGGUUGACCUCGUACCCCCACCCCGAGCUCAUCAACAUUGUCAUCGUCGAUUUCGUCGACGCGGAAUAUUGCCGGGAGGUCGUCGAGCUGAACACGAAGAAAUUAAAAUGCCUGAAA
Molecule: messenger RNA, 936 nt
Organism: Mesorhabditis spiculigera
Lineage: Eukaryota; Metazoa; Nematoda; Chromadorea; Rhabditida; Rhabditidae
Source: the annotation of a GenBank genome assembly